CGAUCAGCUUUCCACAGUCUCCUAAUGACAGGGAACAGCAGACAACGGGCACGAUGUACUUUUUAAAAAGCUGCGUAUGUAUUUUAAAGGGGAGAUUUUGAGGAAAUCUCAAUGUUGUAACAGUGGGUUUUGUGGUAUAUCCUUGCUUGUUUUUGCUUUUGAAGAAAGUUUGUUUUUGAGUCUGUCAAUAUCCAGGAGGUUGAAAAUUUGGAAACUACUAAUGUACAGAGUACAUGGAAGCUGGCAUAUGCUGUAACCAUGACCACUGAAGUAGGCUCCACAUCUGAGGUGAAGAAGGAAUCUGAGCCAUUAGGAGCAGAUGCCACCAAGGAAAAACCUAAAGAAGUAGCAGAAAAUCAGCAGAAUCAGUCCUCUGAUCCAGAGGAGGAAAAACGUUCCCAGUCUUCUCCUAUAGCUGAAAGCCAAAGUAGUCCACGCCGCCAGAAGAAAGAGAGGGAUCCGUCUGAGAGCAGGGGCAUUUCUCGAUUCAUACCCCCAUGGCUUAAGAAACAGAAGUCCUAUACCUUAGUAGCGGCUAAAGACGGAGGAGAUAAAAAAGAGCCUGCCCAAGCUGCCGUGGAGGAGGUUUUAGACCAAGAGGAAUCGCUUCCUGAAGGAGAAAGGCAGGCCAAGAGCGAUGUUGAAGAGACCUCUCAGAGAAAGCAGCAGGAGGUGAAAGUUGAUGUCAAGGAAGAGAAGCCCUCUGUGAGCCGUGCUGAGGCACAGCCUGCUGAAGAGGUAAGGAAGGAGAGAGAGGAGAAGGUAAAGGAAAUGCAGGAAGACAAGUCAGAAGAAGCAGCAAAGAGGGAGACCAAGGAAGUGCAGACCAAUGAGCUAAAAGCAGAGAAGGCCUCCCAGAAAGCCAGCAAGAAGACCAAAACAGUCCAGUGCAAAGUGAUCCUCCUGGACGGCACCGAGUACAGCUGUGACCUGGAGAAACGUGCUAAGGGACAAGUGUUAUUUGACAAAGUGUGUGAACAUCUCAAUCUUCUGGAGAAGGACUACUUUGGACUUCUAUUUCAGGAAAGCCCUGAGCAAAAAAACUGGCUAGAUCCUGCAAAAGAAAUAAAGAGACAACUGCGAAAUCUUCCUUGGCUGUUCACCUUUAAUGUGAAGUUUUAUCCUCCUGAUCCUUCUCAGUUGACUGAAGAUCUCACCAGAUACUUCUUGUGCCUUCAGCUUCGGCAGGACAUUGCCUCCGGCCGCCUGCCUUGCUCGUUCGUGACGCACGCCCUCCUGGGAUCUUACACACUGCAGGCUGAACUUGGGGACUAUGAUCCGGAAGAACAUGGCAGUAGUGACCUCAGCGACUUCCAGUUUGCCCCCACACAGACGAAGGAGCUGGAAGAGAAGGUGGCAGAGCUGCAUAAAACCCACAGGGGCUUAUCUCCAGCACAAGCUGAUUCUCAGUUCUUAGAAAAUGCAAAGAGGCUCUCCAUGUAUGGUGUUGACCUACAUCAUGCCAAGGACUCGGAAGGCGUGGACAUCAAGCUGGGUGUGUGCGCUAACGGGCUCCUCAUUUACAAAGACAGACUGAGAAUCAAUCGUUUUGCUUGGCCGAAAAUCUUGAAAAUUUCCUAUAAGCGCAGUAACUUCUACAUUAAAGUUAGGCCGGCAGAGCUCGAACAAUUUGAGAGUACCAUUGGAUUCAAACUGCCAAACCAUCGGGCAGCAAAAAGACUAUGGAAAGUGUGCGUGGAACAUCAUACCUUUUACAGGCUUGUGUCUCCAGAGCAGCCACCAAAGGCCAAGUUCCUGACCUUGGGGUCCAAAUUCCGCUACAGCGGCCGUACCCAAGCCCAGACCCGUCAGGCAAGCACCCUCAUUGAUAGGCCAGCGCCACACUUUGAGCGUACCUCUAGCAAACGUGUCUCCAGGAGUCUAGAUGGAGCUCCAGUUGGUGUUGUGGAUCAAAGUCUUACGAAGGAUUUUCCUGGACCUGCUGGGGAGGUUUCAGCAUACGGCCCCAGAGUUGUCAGCACUGCUGUGGUACAAGAUGGGGAUGGCAGGAGGGACCUCAGAAGCCCGACUAAAGCCCCACAUGUGCAAUUCAUUGAAGGAAAGAAAAAUUCCCUGAGAGUAGAAGGGGAUAAUAUUUAUGUCAGACAUAGCAAUUUAAUGUUGGAGGACCUCGAUAAGGCCCAGGAGGACAUACUGAGACAUCAGGCUAGCAUUAGUGAACUCAAGCGCAAUUUUAUGGAAUCCACACCUGAGCCGCGCCCUAAUGAAUGGGAAAAACGACGUAUCACACCUCUGUCCCUACAGACACAAGGGAGAAAAGGAGACCAUCUUUUCAAGGAUAUUUUAUCCGUGAAGGAGAAGCAUCAGAUGGCAGCCACACGGACAGUUGAAGAAAAAGUCCAGGAGGCAGACAAGAAACGCGCUCCCGAGUCAGAAGGGCCUUGCAGUGGAGCCUGUGAUGCUGUUGAGAGUUCACAUGAGACUCUGAAUGUAGUGGAGGAGAAGAAGCAGGCAGAGGUUGGGAAAGACGAAAGAGUAAUCACGGAAGAAAUGAACGGUAAAGAGCUAUCACCUGGGAGUGGUCCUGGGGAGAUGCGUAAGGUGGAGCCCCUGACCCAGAAAGACUCCACCUCCCUGUCUUCUGAGAGCAGCAGCAGCAGUGAGAGCGAGGACGAAGACGUGGGCGAGUACCGGCCCCACCACCGUGUGACUGAGGGCACCAUAAGGGAAGAACAGGAGGAGGAGGAGGAGGAAGAAGAGGUGGAGAAAGAAGCCGGCCGAGCAGCCAAGGUAGUAGAGAGGGAGGAAGCGGUACCAGAAGCCAGCCCAGUCAGACAAGCAGGUGCCAGUGUAAGCACAGUAGAAACAGUGACCCAGGAAAAUGUAGUUGCCCCAAAGAUACCUGCAGAGAAGAGUGUAAAUGAAGGCGCCCUUAAGCAAGACAUGUGCGAAGAAACAGAGGACGAGCAACAUAAAGUUAACGGAGAGGUGUCUCAUGUUGACAUUGAUGUUUUGCCACAAAUUAUUUGUUGUUCAGAGCCACCAGUGGUAAAAACAGAGAUGGUAACAAUUUCUGAUGCCUCACAAAGGACAGAAAUCUCCACCAAGGAAGUCCCUAUUGUCCAAACUGAGACCAAAACCAUCACAUAUGAAUCUCCACAGAUUGACGGCGGGGCCGGUGGUGACUUGGGGACAUUACUGACGGCACAAACCAUCACAUCUGAGUCCGUGUCGACAACGACAACAACACAUAUCACCAAGACUGUGAAAGGUGGAAUAUCUGAAACAAGAAUUGAGAAACGCAUCGUGAUCACGGGAGACGCAGACAUCGAUCAUGACCAGGCGCUGGCCCAGGCCAUCCGGGAAGCCCGAGAGCAGCACCCGGACAUGUCGGUCACAAGAGUGGUGGUGCACAAGGAAACGGAGUUGGAGGAAGGGGAAGAGUAAGGAAGAAAUUCCAUUUUUUAAACAACACUCAACUUUGUGAACCUGAAGAAUUUUGAUCAUUCCAAGUCCUAAUGCCACACCACUACUCCAGCGAAUUUAUACUACGACUGGUAACAAUGACCAGAAGCCUGAAGAAUUAAAAUGCCAACAACCAAACCUUACCUUAACAGCUCUGGUCUAUACUGUUCCCUCGCAUUUUAAUACAUUAUUUUGUUUCAUAACCACUUCUAAAUAUUCUUGAUUCUUUCUUCUUCUUCUUCUUUUUUUUUUAAUUAGGAAGUUUUGUUUUUAUUUCCUGUUUACUUUGUGUACAACUACCUGCAUUUUAUCACUCAUUUUGAUCAAAUGAUAGUGAACAAAGCCAGCCCCAUGCUGGUAAGGUGCUGUUCACUUGAACAGGUGCUGUUGUGCGGAAAGGAAACUCUGUGACUAAUUUCCAUAGUGGCUUUCCUGCCUUCCAGAUCCUUCCCACUGAAUCCUUACCAUAAAUAUUUACGGAGUUUUCAGAUUGCAGUAAAUAUACUGUAUGAGAAAAUAUUAAUACAGAUUUAAAGCAUUUCUACAUCCUGAAAAUUUUCUAAUGUUUGAGAAUUUCAUCGGGGCUGUUUUUUAUAUUGAACCCUUUUUGACUUUCCAGUCCUCUGACUUUCCCCUGAAAGUCAGAGAUGCUCCCGACUGGACAAUUAAAAAGAAGCUCACUGACCACGCACUGUGUUUCAAGACCCUGUCGUGCCACAGUGCCAACGCUUCUCAGACACAUGCUCUUCGGCAGCAUUCCAGAACCCGGAGGGAGGAAAAAGAGAAACUACCGUUUCUUCCCUUCUACUAAAAAUUCAGGCAGCUUAAAACCUUAGUGCUUUCUUUCUUAACAUGUCCAAAUUUCAAGACUUUCCAUUAUUUGACCCCUUUGUGUAGCACACUUGCUUUGUAUUAAACCUCCUUGUGUACUUGUAAAACUGACCUUUUGUUAUUGAGCAGGUGUAUCUCUUUCAGAUAUAGUUGGAUGAUUCACGAAAGUUUGAGGACACUGGGGAGUGGAGUAGGGGCUGCGGUGGUGUUUUUGGUGGUUGUAAGGAAGCGAAACCACUUACAGCCAACACCGGAGACCUGAUGGGGCCUAUUAACGGUAUUGAACAUGUUUUCCUUUGCUUUUGACCCUAUGUAUAGUUCUGAUGCCAGAUUAGAUUUAUAGCAGCUUCAAGUUGUAUUAAAUGAUAUUUUGCUUUCUGUAAUACUGUUAUAAAAUAAAGUUUGUUUAUUCUCUAAA
Lontra canadensis (Northern American river otter) is the source of this 4675-nucleotide messenger RNA. It is a transcript of the gene EPB41L2, whose product is annotated as erythrocyte membrane protein band 4.1 like 2. Lineage: Eukaryota; Metazoa; Chordata; Mammalia; Carnivora; Mustelidae. Gene Ontology annotation, biological process: cortical actin cytoskeleton organization. The record is from RefSeq and is a predicted model, not a curated record. Bases 259 to 3408 code for a protein of 1049 amino acids. The transcript is spliced from 22 exons. Gene Ontology annotation, cellular component: cytoskeleton; plasma membrane. Gene Ontology annotation, molecular function: structural molecule activity; actin binding.